Messenger RNA from Dendronephthya gigantea, 954 nucleotides. RefSeq names its product zinc finger MYM-type protein 1-like. NCBI's taxonomy places the organism in Eukaryota, Metazoa, Cnidaria, Anthozoa, Malacalcyonacea, Nephtheidae. The transcript has 2 exons. The record is from RefSeq and is a predicted model, not a curated record. The coding region runs from base 1 to 954 and encodes 317 amino acids.
AUGCUAGAUCCUGGAAGACCGUCUUUAGUGGAAAACAAUCGAGAAUACAUGAAGACGCUGUUGGAGUAUCAUCGGUACUUUUGUUCUGAAGAGAUGGCGUAUAGAGGGCACGAUGAAACUGACGAGUCGCUCAAUGCAGGAAAGUGGAAAGAAUUCAUCAAUGUGAUGCUACGCACUAACCCAACAUUCAAACAACUGCAUAGGAGGGUGAUUCAAACAUACAAAGCAUACAACUACACAUCAAAGCGAUCUUCGCUUGAGUUGAUAAGAGCCAUGGCUUCCGAGGUUCGACAUCUGAUAGAGGAACAGAUAGACAGAGCGGGGAUGUAUUCAAUGCUCAUCGAUGAAUGCAAAGAUAAUGCGGGGCAUGAAGAGCUGUCGACUUGUUUUAGGUUUGUAAACGAUGAAGGACAAAUCGAAGAACGAUUUUAUGAUCUCGCUAGACUUAAAGAGACUGAUGCCCAGACCAUUGUGAAUGAAGGGGUUUUGGCAACAAUUGAAAAACUGAGCUCGUCCGCCACUCUUCUGGCGCUUGGAGCAGAUGGCGCAUCUGUUAUGAGCGGAUGUUACGAAGGCGUAGCUGCUAAACUGAGGAGAUAUUAUCCUUGGUUGCUUUAUAUCCACUGUGCUGCGCACCGUCUGAAUUUGAUUGUUGCGGCUUAUUUUCGUACAGUUAAUGAAGCAUGUAAUGUAAUAAAUGUCUACAAGGCUUUACACACCAUUUUCAACGUCGCCAGCAACAGAGAAAUAUUCGAAGCUGUUCAAAAGGAGUUUUAUCCAAAACAGCCCAUAAUGGCAGCCUCCUCUCUUACAGAAGUCCGAUGGACUUGUAAGUUUGAGGGUGUUAAUAUAAUGGUUAAAAGACUCCGAGCGAUUCUUGUAAUAUUCAAGUUCCGCUGUGAUGGCAGUAGUGACUUAAUUGAUUUGGAAAGUGAAAAAGUUUCUGGAAUUUAA